Molecule: messenger RNA, 3052 nt
Organism: Cercocebus atys (sooty mangabey)
Lineage: Eukaryota; Metazoa; Chordata; Mammalia; Primates; Cercopithecidae
Gene: ABCG5
Product: ATP-binding cassette, sub-family G (WHITE), member 5
Exons: 14
Coding region: 132-1928 (598 amino acids)
Biological process (GO): cholesterol homeostasis
Cellular component (GO): plasma membrane
Molecular function (GO): ATP hydrolysis activity; ATP binding; ABC-type transporter activity
Source: RefSeq, a predicted model, not a curated record
GUCCUGCCAUCCCGAGGGACUCCGGGGUCAGGUGGAGCAGGCAGGGCAGUCUGCCCCAGGCUCCCCAACUGAAGCCACUCUGGCAGGGUCAGGCCACCAGAAAAUUUGCCCAGCUUUGCUGCCUGUUGGCUAUGGGUGACCUCUCAUUUUUGAGCCCCGGAGGGUCCACGGGUCUCCAAGUAAACAGGGGCUCCCAGAACUCCCUGGAGGGGGCUCCUGCCACUGCCCUGGAGCCUCACAGCCUGGGCAUCCUCCAUGCCUCCUACAGUGUCAGCCACCGCGUGAGGCCCUGGUGGGACAUCACAUCUUGCCGGCAGCAGUGGACCAGGCAGAUCCUCAAAGAUGUCUCCUUGUACGUGGAGAGCGGGCAGAUUAUGUGCAUCCUAGGAAGCUCAGGCUCCGGGAAAACCACGCUGCUGGACGCCAUGUCCGGGAGGCUGCGGCGCACGGGGACCUUCCUGGGGGAGGUGUAUGUGAACGGCCGGACGCUGCGCCGGGAGCAGUUCCAGGACUGCUUCUCCUACGUCCUGCAGAGCGACACCCUGCUGAGCAGCCUCACCGUGCGCGAGACGCUGCGCUACACCGCGCUGCUGGCCAUCCGCCGCGGCAACCCCGGCUUCUUCCAGCAGAAGGUGGAGGCCAUCAUGGCAGAGCUGAGUCUGAGUCAUGUGGCAGACCGACUGAUUGGCAACUACAACUUGGGGGGCAUUUCCACUGGUGAGCGGCGCCGGGUCUCCAUCGCAGCCCAGCUGCUCCAGGAUCCCAAGGUCAUGCUGUUUGAUGAGCCGACCACAGGCCUGGACUGCAUGACUGCUAAUCAGAUUGUCAUCCUCCUGGUGGAACUGGCUCGCAGGAACCGAAUUGUGGUUCUCACCAUUCACCAGCCCCGUUCUGAGCUUUUUCAGCUCUUUGACAAAAUUGCCAUCCUGAGCUUCGGAGAGCUGAUUUUCUGUGGCACACCAGUGGAAAUGCUUGAUUUCUUCAGUGACUGCGGUUACCCUUGUCCUGAACAUUCAAACCCUUUUGACUUCUAUAUGGACCUGACGUCAGUGGAUACCCAAAGCAAGGAAAGGGAAAUAGAAACCUACAAGAGAGUCCAGAUGAUAGAAUCUGCCUACAAGAAAUCAGCAAUUUGUCAUAAAACUUUGGAGAAUAUUGAAAGAACGAAACACCUGAAAACAUUACCGAUGGUUCCUUUCAAAACCAAAGAUUCUCCCGGAGUUUUCUCCAAACUGGGCGUUCUCCUGAGGAGAGUGACAAGAAACUUGGUGAGAAAUAAGCUGGCAGUGAUGAUGCGUCUCCUUCAGAAUCUGACCAUGGGUUUGUUCCUCCUCUUCUUCGUUCUGCGGGUCCAGAACAAUGUGCUAAAUGGUGCUAUCCAGGACCGCGUGGGUCUCCUUUACAUGUUUGUGGGCUCCACCCCGUACACAGGCAUGCUCAACGCUGUGAAUCUGUUUCCUGUGCUGCGAGCUGUCAGCGACCAGGAGAGUCAGGAUGGCGUCUACCAGAAGUGGCAGAUGCUGCUGGCCUACGUGCUGCACGUCCUCCCCUUCAGUGUCAUUGCCACGAUGAUUUUCAGCAGUGUGUGCUACUGGACGCUGGGCUUACAUCCUGAGGUUGCCAGAUUUGGAUAUUUCUCUGCUGCUCUCUUGGCCCCCCACUUAAUUGGUGAAUUUCUAACUCUUGUGCUACUUGGUAUCAUCCAAAAUCCAAAUAUAGUCAACAGUGUAGUGGCUCUGCUGUCCAUUGCGGGGGUGCUUAUUGGAUCUGGAUUCGUCAGGUUAGUUCUAACUUUCUACACUGGUACCUUCAACUUUCUGUGUAAUCACAAAUCUCCUCCUCCAAUUGAAACAUACAAGAAAUGCCCAUUCCUUUUAAAAUCAUCAGUUAUUUUACAUUCCAAAAAUAUUGCAGUGAGAUUCUUUUAGUCAAUGAGUUCUACGGACUGAAUUUCACUUGUGGCAGCUCAAAUGUUUCUGUGAUGACUAAUCCAAUGUGUGCCUUCACUCAAGGAAUUCAAUUCAUUGAGGAAACCAGCCCAGGUGCAACAUCUAGAUUCACAAUGAACUUUCUGAUUUUGUAUUCAUUUAUUCCAGCUCUUGUCAUCCUAGGAAUAGUUGUUUUCAAAAUAAGGGAUCAUCUCAUUAGCAGAUAGUGAAAACCAUGGCUGGGAAAAUGGAAGUGAAGCUGCUGACUGUGCAUGACUGCUCUGAAUGUCUGAAAUGAGAGUGCCAUGUAUUUCUUUCUUGAUAGGACAUCUCAGGUCUUUUAACCAUUAAGACUCUAUUUGUGCCUCUUGGAUCCAUGCAGGCCUUGAAUGCAAUGGAAGUGGUUCAUAGUCCCUUCCUGUUACAACUUGCAGGGACAUGUGGUAUUUGGAAAUUGUGACUGAGCUGGCCCAAGAAUUAAAUAAUAGUCAUUCAUAAAGCUAUGGGAGACUCGUGUGACUAUUUUUUUCCUUGUUCUAGGCACAGAAAAAAAUAGGUCAUCUUAAAAAUAUGUUUACAUUUGAUAAAGGAUUAGGCAAAAGUAAAAGGCUUGAUGGAUUACUGACUGUAAGUGACAGAAAAAAAGAGUUGUGGGUUUAGAUGAAGCAAGGUUAUCAUGCAGAAUUGGGUAAGAAUGCUUCUGUUCCUGGAAGACCCAGAGUUAAAAGACCCCUCCACACGAGGGGUCGGAGUUACCUGAUCACAUCGAGAGAAUGCUGGGCAGAUGAAUGGCGAGCAACACUGCUACAGAGCACCCAGUAAUUUUACUGAGGAUUCAAAUAAAAAACUGUAGGAAUGGGCUCAACAGUGAACAAAGCACACCAGACAAACCUCUGGUUAUGUUUUUAAAGAUUCGUUUGCUACUUUUCACUUUCAGCUGAGUUUACUUAUAGAAUUACAAGUAAACGUUACUGAAGUGUAUACACUGAGAAAUAACCUUGUUAAGUUUGAAGAUCAGCUGUUAAAGUCCAUAUAGAAAAAAUGCUGACAUAGCUAGACAUGGUGUCUCACCUCUGUAAUCCCAGCUGCUCAGGAGGCUGAUGUGGGAGGAUCGCUUGAACCCA